AUGAAGAAAUCAAAUCGUAAUGUUUUACUCAUCCUAGAUGGUGCCUUUUCAUAUGUUACUGGUGCUGUUACUCUAACUAAUGUAGAAGUACUUAAGUUACCUCCAUAUGUAACAUCAAAAAUACAGCCCAUGGACGCUAGUAUUAUUGCAUCAUUUAAGACUCAUUAUCAUCGCAUACAACUUCAACGUGCACUGGAUCUUGAUGAAGCUAGGAAACGCAACAUAUAUAAAAUCGAUCAAUUGCAGACUAUGAGAUGGGUAAAGGAUGGUGUACUAGUUGUUCUACCUCCUCCACCCCCUCUCAUCGAAGAUGUGGAAGAAAGCUUAUUUGUCGAUCCAGAUGAUGAAUUAGCUACCAUGAAGCUCUAG
Molecule: messenger RNA, 369 nt
Organism: Racocetra persica
Lineage: Eukaryota; Fungi; Glomeromycota; Glomeromycetes; Diversisporales; Gigasporaceae
Source: the annotation of a GenBank genome assembly